Histoplasma capsulatum G186AR is the source of this 610-nucleotide messenger RNA. RefSeq lists its product as uncharacterized. Bases 28 to 378 code for a protein of 116 amino acids. Lineage: Eukaryota; Fungi; Ascomycota; Eurotiomycetes; Onygenales; Ajellomycetaceae. Gene Ontology annotation, cellular component: vacuolar proton-transporting V-type ATPase complex. The transcript has 5 exons. The record is from RefSeq and is a predicted model, not a curated record. Gene Ontology annotation, molecular function: proton-transporting ATPase activity, rotational mechanism. Gene Ontology annotation, biological process: proton transmembrane transport.
UUUUUUUUUCCGAAAAGAGAUUUGAAGAUGUCUGCCCAGAACUCCGCAGGUAUCCAGACCUUGCUUGACGCAGAAAGAGAGGCACAGAAAAUCGUACAGAACGACCGUACAAAGCGGAUAAAGGACGCCCGAACCGAAGCUCAAAAUGAAAUCGAAGAAUACCGACAAAAAAAGGAAGAGGAGUUCAAAAAAUUUGAGGCUGAGCACUCGAGUGGCAACAAGGUAGCCGAAGACGAAGCCAACAAAGAAGCUGAGGUGAAAGUCCAAGAGAUAAAAAAUAUUGGCAAGAAAAAGGGCGGCCAAGUCAUUGGGGAUCUCAUUCACGCUGUUACCGACGUUAAUCCGCAAGUGCCACAAAAGCUUGCGGGGAAUUCCUGAAUUAUUUACUUGAUAACGAGCACGUUUGGAGAGGGAUUGAAUGUAUGAGCAGCAUGGGAAAUGCUAAUUGGACCAGGGCGUAAUGAUUUUUCUUCUUCUGUUUAUGUUGCUUUCUGUUUCCUUUUCUCUUUCCUUUUUAUGAAUGAUCCGUGAAAGGAAUACACCCUUUUCCUGGGAAGGUGGUAUUGUCCAAUGUUUUAUCAUAGAUAUUAAUAAUAUCACUUCAUUGAAC